AUGAGCCUAACAGAUCGGCUUCGGAUGCUCUUCCGGGGCAGAGACGAGGGGCUUCUGAAAGCUGAUAUGGGGUUGAAAGCUGGUGAAGAAGCCUCAGCAACCGUGAACGAGCCUGUCCCAAGCACCAGCGACCUGCCCACCAAACCUGCACCAGUCAUGCAUCAACUUGACAACAAUGACAAGGACGAUUCAGAUUCCGAGUAUGAAGACCCGUAUCUCGCUGCUCUCGCGGCUUCAGCCAAAGGACGAGCAAAGCACAAUUCUGGAAUGACCGCCAAAAGUUUCAAGGGGAGCAAGACAGCAACUUCAACUGUAGACGCGGAGGUGUUUUCACAGCCCUUUGCAGAAACGGGUCAUUUUUGUCCAGCGGUGGUUAUCAGUCGCUUUCCGUACAAGUAUCUCAAGGGAGACCUCUCUGAAAAGGUUGCCAAGGCGUUCUUUGAUGCCGGGAAGUUUUGGAGCCGGGAAUGGGAUCUAUACUAUGUCUACCCUCCGACCUCUGUUUCCCCCAACCCGCUGCUGCUUGUCCCGCCGCAGGCUCAAGUCCAGCGGCUUCUCGAUGAGAUCAACCAAAAGUUCGGCUGCGCGACAUCCAUCCCCGCUCAGGAAGAGAUGGGUGUUUUGCUUUCUUUUGUAAACGACGGGACUCCGCUGCCACAGUUCCUCGGAAGAUCUGCCAGCAACGAGGUCAAGAGCAGGCUAGAGCGGAGCAUCCCUCCCCGACGCUGCAACCACGAAGGCCCAACGGCGCCAUCUCCUGAAGCUGAGCGCGCGUUUGAUAAUUUCAAACAAAAGAUGGGGUCUGCUUUUGACGCCCUUCGCCGCAAGUCCAAAGUGUCCAAAGCCAAGAAGCAACGCGAUCAAGCUCAGAGACUUCAGGUCUGGUGCCGCACUCUCAAGCGCACGCAGUGCUACUUUGGCUUGCGGCCACGUCUAGUCCGUUCAGCUCCUUUCCCUUUUGCAGACGAGCCUAUUUUUAUCUGUGUUGAUAUCGAAUCGAAUGAAAGGGCGCACAAUCAAAUCAUUGAGAUUGGACUCUCGACUCUAGAUACCCUGGACCUCGUCGGCAUCACCCCCGGCGCUGAUGGCUGCAACUGGAUGAAGAAAAUCAAAACCCGCCAUUUCCGCAUCUCUGAGUACGCGCAUGUCACGAACAAAGAUUUCGUCAUUGGAUGUCCCGAUCGGUUUGAAUUCGGGAAGAGUGAAUGGAUCUCGAUCAAAGAUGCUGCUGCGGUUCUUGAAUCGUGCUUCCAACCCCCUUAUGCAGGCAAUCUCCCCUAUGCCGGAGUCGAUACAGGACCUGUCAACGCUGAAGAAUCUACACAGAGCGAUGACGACGAAGACGGCGGAGUCGCCCUCCCAGCCGAUCUCUCUGCCACAACCUCCCCCAACAGCUCCGCUAACCGCUUCACUCUCAUCUCCAAGCCCAUUCGCCGCAACAUCAUCCUCGUCGGUCACAACAUCAUCUCCGACAUCAACUACAUGACCAAACUCGGAUGCACCAUCCUCCAAACCACCACCACCACCACCAACGAUGACGACGACAAAAAACCCCAUUUCCUCGACAGCCUCGACACCGCUCAACUCUACCGAAUCGUCGAGCGCGAGGCGCAACCGCGAUCACUCAGCAACAUCCUUCAGGACCUGCACGUCACCGCCUGGAAUCUCCACAACGCAGGCAACGACGCGCAUUAUACCAUGCAAGCCCUGAUUGGAAUCGCCAUCAGAUCCCGUCUGGAGCCUGAUGAUUGUUUGUCCGAGGAUGGGGAGGAGGACGUGCGUGGAUGGGAUACGGCAAAGGCGAAGAUCCGUGACGAGUAUGCGUUGUGGGACAAGGUUCUGGGAUUCAAGGGCGAGUGGGUUGUUGACGAGGAGGACGUUGAUGGGGGACUUCCGAAGGGGCUGUGCGUUUGA
Uncinocarpus reesii 1704 is the source of this 1914-nucleotide messenger RNA. RefSeq lists its product as uncharacterized. NCBI's taxonomy places the organism in Eukaryota, Fungi, Ascomycota, Eurotiomycetes, Onygenales, Onygenaceae. Gene Ontology annotation, cellular component: nucleus. Bases 1 to 1914 code for a protein of 637 amino acids. The record is from RefSeq and is a predicted model, not a curated record. The transcript has 4 exons. Gene Ontology annotation, molecular function: nucleic acid binding.